AUGGUCAACGCUUUUGUUAGACGCUUCCGCAAUGGGAUUCCAGCUCCUCAUUUACAGGCCAAAGGCACAGAGGAUGUCCAUGGUACGGAUGCAUGGUUGGACAAUGAUGAUAUUCGGCCUUUGAAGUUGGCGGAUCGUACUUGGAACAUGUGGACCUAUCUCACUUUCUGGUUUUCUGCGAAUGCUACGGUUUCCAACUGGUACGCCGCAGCAAGUGCACAAGCUGUUGGUCUCAGCAUGUGGGAAUCUCUUGGAUGUGCUACUGGUGGUCAGGCAUUGAUUGCGAUUGUCAUUGUGUGUAAUGGUCGUGCCGGAGCCAAAUACCACAUUGGUUACCCAAUCCUCAACAGGGCUUCAUUCGGUAUCUUUGGUGCUUGGUGGCCUACCUUCAAUCGCGCGGUAAUGGCAAUCGUCUGGAAUGGAGUCAACGCUGUUCAAGGAGCACAAUGUGUGUAUGUGAUGCUUCAUGCGCUGACGCCAAAGAUCGCUCACAUCAAGAACAUCAUGGGUGACGGCUCUGCUCUUGACUCGGGCGGCAUGAUUGGGUUCGUGGUAUUCUGGAUCUGUACCUGCUUCUUCCUCGUCAUUCCUGUUCCCAAGAUGAGGAGGUUAGUCUAUGCCAAACUAGUAGUCUUCAUCAUCUCAGCAACUGCUAUGUGCGCUUGGGCUCUUACGAAAGCAGGCGAGAUUGGAGAAAUUAUUCGCCAGCCAGGAAAGGCCACAGGCUCAGAGAGAGCCUGGCUCCUUGUCCGCUUCUUCUUUCUCGGAGCUGCAAACUGUGCGACUUUUGCAUCCAACGCUGCGGAUUUCCAACGAUACGCCACCAAACCCACUAAUGUUAUUCCCGGCAACUUACUCGGCUUCCCCCUCUCCAACCAGUUGAUCGUCUCCUUAGUAGGCAACCUCGUCGCAGCAGCCGGCAUGAAAGUAUACGGCGAACAGGUCUGGAGCCCGCUAGACUUCCUCGACAAGAUGCAAACAUCCUCCUACACACCCGGCAACCGCGCCGGCUGUUUCUUCAUAGCAGCCUGCUUCACAUACUCCGCCAUCUUCUCCUCGAUCUUCGAAAACUCCCUUCCAGCAGGAAACGACAUUGCGGCUCUCUUCCCCAAAUACCUUUCCAUCCGCAAGGGCUUCUUCAUCUGCGCCGUCAUCUCUUUCGCCAUAAACCCCUGGUACCUGCUCGGCUCCGCUAGCAUCUUCGUAUCAUUCCUCGCAUCGUACCAGAUAUUCCUCUCGGCCAUCACGGGCGUGCUGCUGUGCCAUUACUACAUCAUCGCACGAGGCUAUCUCGAGAUCGAAGAUCUGUAUACGGCGAGGAAAGACGGAGUGUAUCAUUAUUGGAGGGGCUGGAAUUGGCGUGCGUAUGUUGCGUAUGUGGUGGGCGUGGCGCCGAAUUUCUAUGGGUUUUUGAAUAACAUGGGUGUGCAUGCUCCGGGGGGUGUGACCAAGGCGUACUACUUUGCGUAUGAGAUUGGUCUUGUAGCAAGCUUUUUCACAUACUGGGCUGCGUGCUGGCUUAGUCCGCCUGCCUUGAUGGUUCCAUUGAAGGAGUGGAGGGAGCCUGUUGACUAUGUCAGGCCGGAGGAUUGUGUGGAGGUGGUGCUGGUUGAUGAUGUGGAGGGCUAUAGUGAGAGUGUUGGGGGUCAGAAGAGAGGAGUUGUGGGCGGCAAGGUCGAUCUUGUGUGA
Lachnellula hyalina is the source of this 1689-nucleotide messenger RNA. RefSeq names its product putative permease. The transcript is spliced from 5 exons. Lineage: Eukaryota; Fungi; Ascomycota; Leotiomycetes; Helotiales; Lachnaceae. Gene Ontology annotation, cellular component: plasma membrane. Gene Ontology annotation, biological process: transmembrane transport; nucleobase transport. Gene Ontology annotation, molecular function: nucleobase transmembrane transporter activity. The coding region runs from base 1 to 1689 and encodes 562 amino acids. The record is from RefSeq and is a predicted model, not a curated record.